UAUCCACGCCACUUUUGUUGAUACCUCCGCCAAUUUAUCACCGAAUUUUGGACGUUAAAUGAAGGAAAAUGAAUGAAAAAGACACGCCGAACUCCCAUGGGUUCACCUUGACGAAGAAAUGCACAUUCCAAAGCGGUUUCCAUGUUUUUUUCACCCUUGUGUUUUCCCUAACAGGUAGUGUGCUUCAGCGGUCAGUGGCUCUGAAAGGAGACUGAAUAUCCCGCGUUGUAAUCUCUCCUUCUUGACAGCUUUUUUUCGCUCCUCGCUUGGACUCGUCACGACGUUUUCCGAACAUUUUCCUCUCUCAACAAACAUGGAUAACGUUUAUUUUUCAUCCCGUUGUGGUAGUUUGGUGAAUUUGUAACAGAUUUUGCCACUAUCGGACAUGAAGAAGGAGGACGGAGUGGAUUAAGAUUUUAUUUUUUGUUAUUUUUAUUUUAUUUUUUUAAAAAGAUUUUUCACUUUUAUCUUGGCCUUGUCCUACUCAUCUCAAUGUGGACUGUUAAAGGACUUGUUGCCCUGGUGCGGUUUGAAUUAAAAUGAUGGCUGCACGCUGGAGUGAUUCGCCGCUGGACAACGAUGGGAGUAAACACAGAACCAUAACUCCAUCUUCUGAGGCCAAGCAGAAGGAUGGUCGUGAGCAGAGCGAGGGGUCAGUGCUGGGCUCUCCUGUCCCAGAGGAGGAGCCUUUCUCGUGGCCCGGGCCCAAAACACUGCACCUGCGCCGCACCUCCCAGGGAUUUGGCUUCACCCUGCGUCACUUCAUCGUCUAUCCACCGGAGUCUGCAGUGCAUAACUCUCUCAAGGAUGAAGAAAAUGGCAGCCGAGGGAGACAGCGGAACCGUCUGGAGCCAAUGGACACGAUUUUCGUCAAGCAAGUGAAGGAGGGGGGACCCGCCCACGGAGCUGGACUCUGCACAGGGGAUCGCAUUGUGAAGGUCAAUGGAGAAAGCAUCAUUGGAAAGACAUACUCACAAGUUAUUGCCUUGAUCCAAAACAGCGAUGCCUCACUGGAACUGUGUGUGAUGCCAAAGGACGAGGACAUACUACAGCUGGCAUACUCCCAGGAUGCAUACCUCAAAGGGAAUGAGGCGUACAGCGGAAAUGCCCGGAACAUCCCCGCGCCCCCUCCCAUCUGCUACCCGCGGAUAGAAGUCAAGGCUGCGUCCAUGGCCCAAGGAGCUGUCCGCGCCACCGAGAAAAAUUACCGCGUGGAAAUACCUGUCCCUCCAUCUCCUCCUGCGCCUCCCACCACUAUCAAAUCUGUUGUUUGUAAUGAUAUAAGGACUCCAAGCCAUCGGACUGAAGAAAACCGGUACGCUACUACAACCGAAUCCGCAAAGCCAAGGUCAACUGUUCCAUCGGUAUCUGGAGGUGUUCAGUUACAGUACCCUUCCAUUGAUACGCCGGUAUAUUCGCAAACGCCAACUUCAAGAACUACUCAAAACUACCCAGAAACGUUAUCUCCAAACAUCCCCGUAACAUCAGCAUCGCAAGGAACAAAAAUGUCACCCAAUAACUCCCCAUCAGCGUCCGCUUCCAACACCCCAACGCACCAAAACAUCGACUGGAAGAAUUACACGACGUACAAAGAUUACAUCGACUCCAAAAAGCUGCACACGUACGGCUCAAGGACGAUACAGGAGCGACUGGAUAGCUUACGAGCAGCGGCAAAUGCAAACGCUAGCUCGGCGUACGCGCAACCGCACACUCCACCUCCAUCGAACUCGAGGGUUUUUAGUUCGCAAGCCAGACGGAGGAGCGCGUCGCACGAUCGCGGGACGGAUUCGGCGCACAAGUUUGCAGGUCCCUUGCGAAGUGUCUCCCAAGAAAGACUGAGCGGAGGAGAAAGGACAACGAAGAACUGGCAUCGAAGCGUUUCCCAGGACGCAAUUCCGUCGUCCACGCCAGCAGGGGUCGCCAAAACGAGGACGCGCUCUUGUGAUUACAUCGGACAUCAUGUUACAGAGACAGGGACAUGUGUGGAUGAGAGGGCAUGUCGCAGAGAGGAGGGUAAAGUGGUCAAACAAACAGCAAGUGGAAUUACAAACUCACCACCAGCCACUUCUGUGUUUACUAAAGGUUCUGAUCCAUCCAAGGCGGACGGUCUCAUCAUCCGGCCUUCACGUCUCCCAGUCAAAAACUCUGACUUCUCUCCUGCCUUAUCCUCUGCCCGCGCCCCCGCGCCCCUCAAAGACCAAAGAACCACCAUGAUGGGGAACCACGUAGGCUACACCUCCCCGGUACAUCUACUCAGGACCAGAGCCGACAGUCUGAAAAUGGAAAACCGGGCGGAAGGGGGGCUAGCGGCUAGAUCUUCCUCCUGCUCUGGUGUCUCCUCUAAAGUAGCCAUACUAAAACAGCAACAAACUGUCUCCACAACUGUCUCUUCAAUAACCAACGGAGCGAUAGCACAACAACCAAAAGCCAUUUCUACUCUAAGGACUAAAAUAGAAGGCGUUGAAGGACCUGACGCAACGGUAGUAGUUUUAAGGCGGGAUAAAAAGUCGGAUGCCCAACCCAAUCGUCCUCCGUCCUAUGUUUGCGCUGUGAAUGAACGUAAUAAGGAAGACACCCAAAGGCCCCCUGCGCUGGUGAAGGCGGGGUCAGAGGGAGCAGUGUGUAGGGACAUGUACUACAGGAGGUUGGAGGAUACGAAACAGAAGACUGGGUCACGUCUGGAUGGCUCGCUGGAUUCAAUACCGUUCAUUGAUGAACCCUCCAGUCCAAGUAUUGACCUGGACAGUUCGCUCAUCUCCGCGUCUGCUGUGAUCUCUGUGCCUCCAAUCAUCACCACUAUACCCCCCAGCCCCACCUCCCCCUCCCCUCUGAUUCGCCGCCAGCUGUCACAUGACCAAGAUUCUAUGCGUCUCACAAUUAUUGACUCUGACUCGGCGACUAAAACAGAGCGCUCAAAAUCAUGCGAUGAAGGCCUGGAUAAUUACAGAGAAGAGCGAAGGGGGAGGUCAUUAAUUCCUGGUCUGAAGAGCUUGAGGAAGGCGGUUGACAGAUCGUCAGAAGACUCGGGCUCCAGGAGGGACUCAACGUCAGACAUCUUUUGUGAUGCUACCAAAGAGGGUCCGCUGCAUUUUAGGCAGCUCACUUCAGAAAAGGGAAAGCGUGUCGGAGGGGGCAUGCGUCCGUGGAAACAGAUGUACGCGGUGCUGAGGGGUCACUACCUGUGCCUGUAUAAGGAGCGCAGGGACGGCCAGGGCCAUAGUAACUGUCAGACCGUAGAAGAGCCUCUGCCCAUCAGCAUCAAAGCCUGCCUCAUCGACAUCUCCUACAGCGACACCAAGCGCAAGAACGUGCUCCGCAUCACCACCUCCGACUCCGAGUACCUGUUGCAAGCAGAGGACCGCGAGGACAUGCUGGCCUGGAUCAAAGUCAUCCAGGAGAACAGUGUGGAUGAGGAGAACGCAGCCUUCACGAGUCAUGACCUCAUCAGUCGCAAAAUCAAGGAGUACAACACUCUGAUGAGUCCGACCGGCACCAAGUCGGAGCCCUCUCCACGCUCGUCCCGGCAGUCCCUGAGUAUCCGACAGACUCUGCUGGGAGGGAAGGCAGAGAGCAAGACCCCCUCACCCAAAGCAGAGCAGGAGAGGAGAAGCAUGCACAAAGAUGACACGAGCCCUCCAAAGGACAAGGGCACGUGGAGGAAAGGCAUCCCCGGCCUCAUGAGGAAACCCUUUGAGAAGAAGCCCUCUCCUGGGGUCACGUUCGGAGUGAGGCUGGACGACUGCCCUCCUGCUCACAACAACAAAUACGUGCCUCUGAUUGUGGAAGUGUGCUGUAAGUUGGUGGAGGAGAGGGGCCUGGAGUACACAGGGAUCUACAGAGUCCCCGGGAACAACGCGGCCAUCUCCAACAUGCAGGAGGAGCUCAAUAACAAGGGCAUGAGCGAUAUCGAUGUGCAGGACGAUAAAUGGAGGGAUCUUAACGUGAUAAGCAGUUUACUCAAGUCUUUUUUCCGGAAACUACCAGAGCCUUUGUUUACAAAUGAAAAAUAUGCAGACUUCAUAGAGGCCAACAGAAUCGAGGACCCAGUGGUGCGGCUAAAGGAACUGAAGAGACUGUUACAUGAGCUCCCAGACCACCACUAUGAGACCCUCAAGUUCCUGUCCGCUCAUCUUAAAACUGUAGCUGAGAAUUCUGAGAAGAACAAGAUGGAACCUAGAAACCUGGCCAUAGUGUUUGGUCCUACACUAGUGCGCACCACAGAAGACAACAUGACCCACAUGGUGACGCAUAUGCCUGAUCAGUACAAGAUAGUGGAGACCCUCAUCCAAAAUUAUGACUGGUUCUUUACUGAUGAUGGCUGUGGAGAACCUGUGACAGCGUCCCAGGAGGAGAGUGCAGUGGAGUCUCAGCCCGUCCCAAACAUCGAUCACCUGCUCACAAACAUCGGGCGCACAGGCACAUCGCAGGGUGAAGUAUCAGAUUCACCAACUAGUGACUCUGCCAAAUCAAAGGGCUCCUGGGGUUCAGGGAAGGACCAAUACAGCAGAGAGCUCCUAGUCUCCUCUAUCUUUGCUGCAGCCAGCCGCAAAAGAAAGAAGUCAAAGGAGAAGCCUCAGCCCAGCAGCUCUGAUGAUGAUCUGGACUCUGUAUUCACCAAAAAAGAAACCUCGGCCCACAAGCCACUAGAGACCAGCGCAACCCCCAAUUCUAAAAGCAGCGUCAAGCAGCAGGUAGCGGAGAGAAAGGAGAACGGGAGGGCUGCAGAGCUGGCCAUGAAAACCAAAAAAGAACACCGUAAUUUUCUCAAAGAGCUAGCCAAACACCCCUCUUCUCAUUCUCCUUCUCCGAACAAGUCUCCCAUCACAAUUCGACUGGGGAAACCAUCUUUGUCCGACCCUCCUUCUAUAGACGAAACCAGCGAUCUUGGCACUAUGAGCUCCGGUGCUUCAGUCCCAAUUUCCCAGCCAAAGAAAUGCAGUGUUUCGUUAUCAGAAGCACCUUUGGGUCCAGUUAUGGGUGCAGGGGCGUCCUUGGGUGCCGAGGUGAGCUCCAUCACUUCGGACUACUCCACGACCUCCUCAAUCACGUUCCUGACCGGUGCAGAAUCCAGUGUUUUGAGUCCGGAGCUGCAAGGCGGAGAAGAGGCGGAUGACGAGAGAAGUGAACUGAUAAGCGAAGGACGGCCGAUGGAGACGGACAGUGAAAGUGAAUUUCCUGUUUUCGCGCCCACAGGGGGUAGUAGCCAGUCCACACCCUGCCCAGGAAAAAGCCAGGCAUGUGCGCAAGGAAAACCAGAAGUGAAAGUAGAAGGAAAUGGCGGACAAAGAAUGGAAUCACGCCGCCUCUUUCCGUCACACAAACUCAUCGACGGUGAUACGUUGUCCAGAAGGUGGUCUUUGAGGAACAAGACGGACAGUGAAUCGUCUGUAGAGGGUGUUGUAGCGAGCGGGGAGCGUAGUGGUGAAGGGAGAUCGGAAUCGUCUACGCGCUUGUCCCGAGUGUUAGAGGUGAUGAGAAAGGGGAGGUCCACCAGCAGUCUCAGCUCAUCUUCUAGAAGUGAAUCGGAGAGAUCUGAACCGGCCUGGCACCUCAAGAUCACAGAACGUCUCAAGUUCAGACUGCGCACUUCUGCUGAUGACAUGUUCAGCAUCCAGAAGAACCCAGAGACUCGCAGUAGUAAGAAAAAGAACAUCCGCAGAAGGCAUACGAUGGGGGGCCAGAGGGACUUUGCAGAACUAGCGGUCAUCAAUGACUGGAGGGAACAAGGCGGAGUGGACCAAGCAGCUGACAUCUCCACUUUGGAAAACUUUAAGCCUCGGUUCUCUUCUCAAGACUUUGCCAUUAAGGACUGGACGCCAAAGGAGUGCAGUGGAGGAGAUAAGUCUAAUCCACAGGUGGCUCCUAAAGCUGUGCCUGAGGACGAGUGUCUGGACUCUGAGCAGCCAGCGCCCCCUGCUGCCUCCUCCAGUGCACCGCCGUCAGCAGGAGUGAACGGGGGCGGGGUACAGAGUAAAGCAGUCCUGGGAGCAGACGCACACCCUCACAAACUGUCAGGGGCACAGGUGGUCCGAUCACGCUUCUAUCAGUAUCUGUGACAGGACAACACGGACGCCACUGUGUCAUCUGUACGGACGUUUAGCUAAAGUUAUUAUUGCACAAUAUUUUUUUACUUCAUGUAUCUAUGUACAUAUGUGUAUAGGCCUACAUAAUGCUUUGAAUAAUGUAAACAUGUUCAUGUUUGUAAUUAGUUGGCAGUUUUGGAUGGGACAUGGAAUAUGUAUCUUCCUCCUGCAAGAAAAGCAAGAAUGUGUGACGUGAAGGAAGUUACUUUGGGAAGUGGCUUUGAAGUGCAAGUCAGGAUUUGUACCAAAUCCUCAUUUUUCAACAUUUAUAUAAAAAUAUUACAAUUAUAGAAAUGUGUGCUCAACUGUGUGUUAACAGUGUUUACAAUUACUACUCUCAGUCCAAUUUUCAAAUGGCAGAUUUAAUGUUAUAAAAAAAUAAUGUCAUGUAGCCUAAUGUUCUUAAGCACUUAACAGCUAUUUCCAAAACUGGAUUAGCACCACUCUGUUCAAAACUCUGCUGGUUAGAUUCUCACCAAUGUUUUGGUGCUGGUUGAAAUGUACUGGCUUCAUAACUUUAGAAAAUCAUCCAUACUAAAUGUUUGUGUUUCUGUUGAUGCACUUCUCAGCCACUCCACAUGAAUGUUGUCUUUGCACCAAAGGGUGACGGGGGGUUAGACUAUUAUAUGAGGAGGCCUUUUCAGUAGAAUCCUGCUUCAGUUCUUCCUGUCCUUAAAGAUAAGGAGAAUGUAUGUGUGUGUGGACUAACACAUUAGAUGAAGAGUCAUUAUUAGAUCCAUGUUUAUACGAUGGCUGUACUUGAAUAAGUGGAUAUAGUGGGGCUGCUUUCUGAGCUGGGUGCUGUGGGACUCAUGUUUCACUGCACUACACAACAGUCAGACUUUAGCUGGAGGAGUGCUUUAUCAAAGACUGAAAUGCUGAUACUAGACUAAGGAAUGCUUGGUACAGUAGGUAUUUUGUUCAGUUUUAGUCAUACAGUACUUUUUUUUUUUUUUUUUACAUAUAUGGUUUUUAUUUUAUCUCAAAAAUGAAAGUGCCUCUUUUGUUUUUGUGUUUGUAACAGUUUGUACCAACAGUUGUCAGAAUAAGGAUUUUACACACCUUUCGGAAAUCAGCAGAUUAAUUCAGGCAUUCCAGUAAUUUUAUGUGGUGGUAGUUUCCCUGUUUUCUAUUCAAAUAUUGGUGCAUCCGACCAUGUAUGUUUACCUUCCCGUCUGUACUCUUUUAAUGCAGUACAAUGCAUGGCCGAUCAGAAGUGGGAGAGAAAGAGACAAAACUGCAUGGGACAAGAUUUCUCAAAAGUCAAGCAUCUGGCCUAUGUAGAGCAUUACAUGGGCAAAGCCUUUCCUCAAACACUGGAAAUAAAUAUUCUUUAUA
Messenger RNA from Boleophthalmus pectinirostris (great blue-spotted mudskipper), 7421 nucleotides. Its product is annotated as rho GTPase-activating protein 21-like. The transcript is spliced from 26 exons. NCBI's taxonomy places the organism in Eukaryota, Metazoa, Chordata, Actinopteri, Gobiiformes, Gobiidae. Bases 540 to 6056 code for a protein of 1838 amino acids. The record is from RefSeq and is a predicted model, not a curated record. Gene Ontology annotation, biological process: signal transduction. Gene Ontology annotation, molecular function: protein binding.